AUGUCUCCCCAUUCUGUUCAAACACUUCUCGUCACCGGAGCCAAUGGCUACGCAGCGGGACAUAUCAUCAAGCUUGCGUUGGAGAACUCUUACCAUGUCAAGGGAACUGUGCGGAGCAAGUCAAGCGUUGCCAAGCUCGAGGAGACCUUUUCACAAUACGGCCCCAUGUUCUCCGUGUCCAUUGUCGACGAUAUUACGAAGCCCGAGUCAUACGAAGGGGCACUAGACAGCAGCGUAACUGGCGUCAUUCAUACCGCCUCCCCUUUCAUGUUCGAGAUCGCAGACAAGAAACAGGAUAUGCUUGAUCCGGCGAUUAAUGGCGCCAUCGCCAUUCUCGAAGCGGUGAAGCGUUAUGGAAGUUCAGUACGUCGAGUGGUAACAACAUCGUCUUUCGCAGCCAACCUGGACGUCACUCAGGGAUUUCGUCCCGGGUAUAUAUACACUGAGGAGGACUGGUGUCCUUUGACCUAUGAAGCAGGAGCUGCUGCGGACUGGGGUGCAGUAUCGUAUAUCGCCUCGAAGGCACUGUCAGAGAAAGCCAUGUGGGACUGGAUGAAAACAGAGAGCCCUUCAUUUUCUCACGUUGUGAUCAACCCAGCCUGGAUAUUCGGUCCUCAUGUUCCGCCUCUAGCCAGCAUCGACAACCUAAAUCAGUCCACCUCCCAGCUGUGGGCUUUAAUGGACGCGGACAAGAUCCCAACGACAGACUUUGCCGCCUUUGUUGACGUUCGAGACGUUGCCAAGAUCCAUAUCGCCGCCUUUGAACACCCGGAGGCGGCUGGCCAUCGGUUUCUGGUCGGCAGCCACUUCGACUACCAGAGUGCCGCGGAUGCUGCUCGUGAGGAGCUCCUCGAGUUGAGGAGCCGCAUUCCAGAGGGGACGCCUGGCGGUGGAUGGGAGGAAGCGAAGUCGGUUUACAGCCUUGAUGCAAGCAAGGCGGAGAAGAUGUUGGGCAUCACGUAUACGCCGCUUAAUGUGUCAAUGAGAGACUCGUUUUUAGAGCUUCUUGAAGCUGAGAAGCUGACCAAGGGUAAGGUCACGGCUGCAUAG
Messenger RNA from Phaeoacremonium minimum UCRPA7, 1050 nucleotides. RefSeq names its product putative nad dependent epimerase protein. Lineage: Eukaryota; Fungi; Ascomycota; Sordariomycetes; Togniniales; Togniniaceae. The record is from RefSeq and is a predicted model, not a curated record. Gene Ontology annotation, molecular function: oxidoreductase activity, acting on the CH-OH group of donors, NAD or NADP as acceptor. The coding region runs from base 1 to 1050 and encodes 349 amino acids. The transcript has a single exon.